AUGGACGUCAUGGAAGAGGAGGAACGGAAGCCUAUCCCAUCAUUGGGGUUCUAUCCACACCAGCCAAUUAGCACUGGAACUACACUUAUAGCCAUGGAGUUUAAUGGGGGUGUUGUCGUUGGGACGGAUUCUAGAACUAGUGCUGGAUCGUUCAUUUCUUCGCGAGCCACCAAUAAAAUUACUCCUAUCACCGACCACAUGACUGUUUGUCGAUCUGGUUCUGCAGCAGACACUCAGGCUAUUGCUGAUAUAGUCAAGUAUCACAUAGAAGUUUACAGUAUGCUGGAAAACGAUCCAGUAACAAUCUACCGUGGUGCUCAGAUUUUCCGCAAAUUCCUGUACAACUACCGCGAUCAGCUUUCUGCAUCAGUUUUGAUCGCAGGCUGGGAUGAACAGAGUGGCGGACAACUCUAUGCAAUUCCCCUCGGUGGUUUCGUGACGCGACAAAAGUCGACCGCAUCUGGUUCAGGAUCUACGUUUGUUCAGGGAUUCCUCGACAACGCUUGGAAACCAAAUCUGACGAAGGAGGAGUGUAAAGCCAUUGUGAAGCAGGCUGUUGGUUUAGCUGUGUUCCGUGAUGGCUCAUCCGGUGGUGUUGUCCGCGUAGCCACGAUCGACAAGACUGGCACUAAACUGGAACUGUUCCGUCCUGACAAGCCUGGAUUUCCAAAUGUUUUCCCGCCAGCAUAUGGAAUUACUGCAAGUGAGGAAGAAACUUGA
This is a messenger RNA of Necator americanus (New World hookworm), 720 nucleotides long. RefSeq lists its product as uncharacterized. NCBI's taxonomy places the organism in Eukaryota, Metazoa, Nematoda, Chromadorea, Rhabditida, Ancylostomatidae. Gene Ontology annotation, cellular component: proteasome core complex. The coding region runs from base 1 to 720 and encodes 239 amino acids. Gene Ontology annotation, molecular function: threonine-type endopeptidase activity. The record is from RefSeq and is a predicted model, not a curated record. The transcript is spliced from 8 exons.